AUGGGUGUUGAGAUACGAAAUGGUGAGGCAGUUGGAUUUCUGUAUAGAUUCCAACUGACCUUGCUUACUACGGCUGCACUCUGUCCAUGCAGUUUUUCAGUUGCCUCAGUGGAGGACAAAUCGCACGAGAAAGGACUGUCAGGAUUCCCACAACCAUCCGAUCAAAAUAGCGCCAACGUAGAUGCUUAUCCACCUGAAGAGCUUAUACCAUCUACUGAACAACAGCGAUUACCAGGUACAUAUCCAGCAAGAAAGAUUGGUUAUUUGCCUAGCAGUGGUGGUUAUGGACCAUCGUACCGACUAAACCAGCCACCAUCUCCGCCGGCAACGUUACCUAAACAUGCGCAACCUGAUGAACCGGAAGAAUCUGUUGCUAGCACUGAACAAAAUCAUGAAGCUGGUGCUGGUGGUUAUGAAUCGGCUACGUCACGUAAACCAGGACGUCAUUCGUAUCCUAAAAUAUCGAAAUACCUGCCACCGCCGGUUCCUACUGCACCACCAUAUGCUACGCCGGUAACACCUCCUCUACGAACUGAGCCCGAAUUUUCGCACGAAUCUGCUCCGGAGAUGAUUGAAGAAGGAAGCGGGAUACCAGAAACUCCUGUACAACCGACUGCCACUACGACAGCUAAACCUGUUUCCAGAUAUACUGUUCAUGUAGAGCUGACGUAUGCGACGCCUCUUGCAACGAGUACCAAAACAAGCACAACCAAAGCCACGACCACUGUGUCAGUGCUUUCAACAACGGUAACCGAGGCGCUCACCGAAGAGGAAGCUAUGGUCCCCGAAUCACUUACCACGCUCAGUUUGCCGGAAAAAGAGACCACGUCGGUGAGCGAAAUAUCACAGGAAGAAAGUAGUACUUUGUCGUCGAGUUACACCUUGGAAUCAACAACGCUGUCAAUCCCUGAACAGCCAGAGUUACCGGCACCUCCAGAACCAUCAGAGUACCGGAAACCACCGACCUAUGGCCCGCCAACUACUAUUCGUACAUACACCGUUCCGCCAUCAAAAUUUAUUACACCGUUUCCAACAUUUCCAAGUACGCAAUCAACUAUGCCAGCAACACCAAUAGUAGUCACCGAAGAGCUUAUUACCUCAACUGAAGAACCACCGCAAAAACCUGUGCAUAUAAUUCCAACGGUUACACCACUCGAAGCAAUUCGGACCUAUCCUACCCCUUCCGGUAUUGUACCGAAUCGUUUGAGAGGGAAAGCUCACGUGGUCUGUGAAGAGGAAGGUUUGCAAUUCCAGAUCAGUACAUUGUUCCCAUUUACCGGGCAAAUAUUUGCGCAUGAACGAAAGCGAGUUCCUCAGUUAGUAGUUUAA
Messenger RNA from Gongylonema pulchrum, 1329 nucleotides. The record is from the annotation of a GenBank genome assembly. NCBI's taxonomy places the organism in Eukaryota, Metazoa, Nematoda, Chromadorea, Rhabditida, Gongylonematidae.